Messenger RNA from Aspergillus thermomutatus, 3105 nucleotides. RefSeq names its product formin sepA. Gene Ontology annotation, biological process: mitotic actomyosin contractile ring assembly; actin filament bundle assembly; barbed-end actin filament capping. Gene Ontology annotation, molecular function: actin binding; small GTPase binding. The record is from RefSeq and is a predicted model, not a curated record. Gene Ontology annotation, cellular component: mating projection tip; cell division site. The transcript has 2 exons. The annotation marks the transcript as partial. NCBI's taxonomy places the organism in Eukaryota, Fungi, Ascomycota, Eurotiomycetes, Eurotiales, Aspergillaceae.
AUGCCAACCACCACAUCCGCACCCGACAAAUCGAGACAAACCUCGGCUGGCAAAGGAUUCUUCGGGAGGAAGCUGCACAAGGAGAGGCCGGCAGAGGAUCGGUAUGAGGGAUAUGGAGGGUCGGAGAAUCUCGCGCCCCCAGGAAGCGCUGCUGGAUCUCGUUCGUCCCGGCACUCGAAACGAUCGUCCGUCCAAUCUGUGGAUUACACCCACGACUUCGAUCCAAGCGGACUCUCGAUGACCGCAGGUGUCAUAACAUCCAUUCCCUUUGAGAGCCUUCCCGCCGAUACCAGGUCCCCGAUUCCGGUAGAUUAUCUGUCCAGGGCGGAGACAUCGCCGCGAAAGGAGCCGUCGCCAAAUCAUCUUGCCAAGGGGGGCGGGGAUUAUCAUCAAUAUCCAGCAUGGAACCCGUCGGGACUACGAGAAAGCAACGCCUUUUCCCAUCCUACAGGGCCCCGUCCCCCGCCGCAUGCGUCCAAUAUGGCUAUGGUCGGGAGUACUGCUGGAGACAAAAGCGCGAGGUAUCAGCAGUGGGCAAGACCAGGCAGUUCGGCGACCAAUGCUGGGUUCAGUCAUAAUUCUUCCUCCACCAUGGAUUCAUCAUCGACGUCGCGGAUGUCCCUUGAUCAGACCAGCAUCCAUUCGUCUCUCUCUUCCAACACAAGGGGCUCGAGUUAUAUCUCGUCGGACGGCUCAGCACGGACGCUCACAACAUCGCAUUCGGCUGAUCGUGGUACUCUCUUUCCAAGCAGCGGCAACUCCAAUCGACUCUCCACUGCACAAGCAGCAUGGCAAGCUGCUCAGCAGGCUACGCCUCCUGCUGCACCGCCCCUCAAUCCUGAACAAUAUCUCACGCGACCCAGGGAUGAUCGCAUAGUGGACCAACUGUUCCUUGACCUGAUGCAAAAGCGAGGCUGGCAAAACCUUCCAGAGCAGGCCAAGCGGCAGAUGCUGGCGUAUCCCGCAUCCAAGAAAUGGACACUAGUACAUCAGGACCGCUUGACGGAACUACAGGGUGAACAGAAACGGAGGCAGAAUGCACGUCAAACUCACGGCCAUGACGGCCCAGCCGGCAUUCUCGAGCGGGCCGACGAAGAAGGAAGCCCGGAGUGGUAUGUGAAGAAAGUCAUGGACGACACCAUCACGUCAAAGCAAUUGGCCAGCUUGAGUGUCAGUCUGCGAACGCAACCGAUCAGUUGGGUCAAAGCCUUUGUCGAAGCACAAGGUCAGAUCGCUUUGACCAAUGUUCUCUCCAAGAUCAACCGCAGGAAAGCUUCGGGCCCUGUACCCGCACCACCGACAGGCGACCGGGACUUGGAUCGAGAGUACGAUAUCGUCAAGUGUCUUAAGGCCCUCAUGAACAACAAAUAUGGUGCGGACGACGCAAUCAAUCAUCAGCAGGUCAUUGUCGCUCUUAUCAGCUCGCUACUGUCUCCGCGGCUGAACACAAGGAAAUUGGUCAGUGAGGUCCUGACCUUCCUAUGUCACUGGGCGGAAGGGGAGGGCCACCAAAAGGUCUUGCAGGCUAUGGAUCAUGUUAAGAAUCAGCACGGUGAAACUGGCCGCUUUGACGCCUGGAUGCGAAUCGUGGAGGUGACGAUCGACGGCCGGGGCAAAAUGGGCAGUUUAGUCGGUGCUAGUGAGGAGUAUCGCAGCGGUGGCAUUGGCAUGGAGAAUCUACUCAUGGAAUAUGCGGUCUCAACCAUGAUGCUCAUCAACAUGUUGGUGGAUGCGCCGGAAAAUGACCUGCAAUUGCGAUGCCACAUCCGAGCCCAGUUCAUCUCCUGUGGCAUCAAGCGUCUCUUGACGAAGAUGGAAGGUUUUCAAUACGAGGUCAUCGAUAAGCAGAUCGAGCGGUUCAGGGAAAAUGAGGCCAUUGACUACGAAGAUCUCCUUCAGCGGGAGAGUAGCAGUAUGAAGGAUAGCAUCGAGGGUGAGGUGAAGGACAUGAGCGAUCCCCUGCAAAUCACAGAUGCCAUUCUGUCCAAACUCAAUGGGUCUCGUGCCCAUGAUUACUUCCUUUCCGCUAUGCAGCACAUGCUUCUCAUACGGGAGAACUCUGGGGAGGACGGUCUUCGAAUGUUUCAGCUUGUCGAUGCCAUGCUCAGCUACGUUGCCAUGGACCGGAGACUACCUGAUCUGGAUCUACGGCAAGGAUUGACUUUUACCGUACAAAGUCUUCUGGACAGGCUCCAUACCGAUGCAGAGGCAAGGCGAGCAUAUGAUGAGUCCCUUGAGGCGCGUCAGAUCGCCGAGGCCGCAAUCGCUGAACGGGACGAGAUGAAGGCGCAGGUGGAGAUGGGAGCGGAUGGUUUGGUGAAGAAGCUGCAGAAGCAGAUCGAUGAACAAACGAGCAUCAUUGAGCUCCAGACUAGACAAAACGAGGCACUCAAGGCAGAGCUUGCCGACGUUCAGCGGCUGCGUGCUCAGGAGCUGCAGCGGAAUGAACUGGAAACCAGAGAGCUCUAUCUAAUGCUCCGGGACGCUCAGGAUAUCGCUGCAUCGAAUGCCAAGAAGAAUAAUCUGGGCGAGACCGAUCCAUCGCACAUGAGGGGUAUCCUGGACCGGGAAAGACUGUUGGAGCGGUUGGAGAAACAACUUGAGCGGACCAAGACGCAGUUCAAGCUGGAGGGCAAAGUCUGGGGUCAACAUGGACCUUCCGACCGACUGCGUGAGCUACGGGAGCAGAUGGACGGCGAACCCGACCCCGAGGACUUCCAGGAGCAAGCCCGUCGAAACUUGGACACUAGCGCUCUGGGUUCUGUUCAUCGCAAGAGAAGCCAUGUUCCGGAGAUGGAGGUUCCCAACGCUCAAGAGAGGCCAUCGGACAAGGACGGGACACUUCUCGUCAACUUUGGACGACCGCGAAUGGAUCCGAAACAAGCGUCUGGUUUGCUGGGAGAGAUUGCUUCUAAAGUUCCAAAGAUCGACGCUGAAGAUGUCGAAGCUGACGAGGGUGUUACUCAACCAUCUCAACCCGACACCGAAGAAGCCCAGAUCGGCCAAGAUGAAGAAGUCAAGCUCGAGGGCGAGAGCGAAAGGCCCGAAGAGAAAACUGUAUCCGUGCCUGCACCUCCUCCUCCUCCUCCUCCUCCAGGUGGUGCG